This is a messenger RNA of Perca fluviatilis (European perch), 2308 nucleotides long. It is a transcript of the gene kpna1, whose product is annotated as karyopherin alpha 1 (importin alpha 5). The transcript has 15 exons. NCBI's taxonomy places the organism in Eukaryota, Metazoa, Chordata, Actinopteri, Perciformes, Percidae. Bases 1 to 1761 code for a protein of 586 amino acids. Gene Ontology annotation, molecular function: protein binding; nuclear import signal receptor activity. Gene Ontology annotation, biological process: NLS-bearing protein import into nucleus; postsynapse to nucleus signaling pathway. The record is from RefSeq and is a predicted model, not a curated record. Gene Ontology annotation, cellular component: cytoplasm; nucleus; nucleoplasm.
AUGAAUAAGUGCGGGGGAAUUUUGUGGGUGCGGGGUGCGUUUGAUAUCACGCAUGCGCAGUGUCAUACCGGCGACGGCAGUACAAACGGUGGCCUAGCGAAUAACAACAAGGGGAUUACAGAGCCCAAUUUGACAGGCUGCACAAUGAGUCAGGGUAAGGACAAUGCACGACUCAAGAGCUACAAGAACAAGUCCCUUAACACAGAUGAAAUGAGAAGAAGGAGGGAAGAGGAAGGCCUACAGCUUCGGAAGCAGAAGAAGGAUGAACAGCUUUUCAAGAGGAGGAAUGUUGCCACAGUAGAGGAUGAUGGCCUCCCGGAGGACGAUGGGAUGGCAGAUAGUGGCUAUCUGGAGUCCCAGGCUAACAACAUGGACCCACUCACGGGUGGGGUGAUCUCUGAAGACAUGACUCAAAUGAUCUUCUCCAGUACUCCUGAGCAGCAGCUUAUAGGCACUCAACGCUUUAGGAAGCUCCUUUCUAAAGAGCCCAACCCACCCAUCGAUGAAGUCAUUGCCACUCCAGGGGUGGUGGAGCGCUUUGUUGAGUUCCUAAAGAGGAGAGAAAACUGCACAUUGCAGUUUGAGGCUGCAUGGGUGUUGACCAACAUUGCAUCAGGUACAUCCCAUCAGACUCGGGUGGUAAUCCAGGCAGGAGCUGUGCCCAUUUUCAUAGAGAUGCUCAGCUCGGAUUUCGAAGACGUACAGGAACAGGCAGUGUGGGCCUUGGGAAACAUCGCAGGAGAUAGCACAGAAUGCAGAGACUUUGUCAUAGACUGCAACAUUCUGCCUUCCCUGGUGCAGUUAUUAGCCAAACAGAAUCGUCUAACUAUGAUGAGGAAUGCAGUGUGGGCGCUUUCAAACCUGUGCAGAGGAAAGAACCCACCUCCAGACUUCACUAAGGUGUCUCCGUGUCUCAGUGUGCUGUCUUGGCUGCUGUUCGUCAAUGACACAGACAUCCUGGCUGAUGCAUGCUGGGCACUCUCCUACCUAUCUGAUGGCCCCAAUGAUAAAAUCCAGGCCGUUAUUGACUCAGGAGUCUGUCGCAGGCUGGUGGAGUUGCUGAUGCACUCUGAUUAUAAGGUGGUAUCCCCUGCACUGCGAGCUGUUGGAAACAUAGUCACUGGAGAUGAUCUGCAGACACAGGUGAUUUUAAACUGUUCAGCGCUGCAGUCCCUACUUCACCUCCUGAGUAGCCCCAAGGAGUCCAUCAAGAAGGAAGCCUGCUGGACGAUCUCCAACAUCACUGCAGGGAACCGAGCACAAAUACAGAUGGUGAUAGAUGCAGGCCUGCUGCCUCCUCUCAUCACUAUCCUGCAGGUAGCUGAGUUUCGCACAAGGAAGGAGGCAGCCUGGGCCAUAACCAAUGCCACCUCAGGGGGCUCUGCAGAGCAAAUUAGGCACCUUGUGGAUCUCGGCUGUAUAAAACCUCUGUGUGACCUACUCACACUUAUGGACUCCAAAAUAGUUCAGGUGGCUCUAAAUGGCCUAGAAAACAUCCUGCGACUGGGGGAAUUGGAGGCCAAGAGGGGAGGAGGCAUCAACCCUUACUGUGCACUCAUUGAAGAGGCCUAUGGUCUGGACAAGUUGGAGUUCCUGCAGGGCCACGAGAACCAGGAAAUCUACCAGAAAGCCUUCGACCUUAUCGAGCGCUACUUCAACACUGAAGACGAGGACCCGUCUCUGGCUCCAGCCGUUGAUCUGCAGCAGCAGCAGUUCCUCUUCCAGCAGUGCGAGGCCCCGAUGGAAGGCUUCCAGCUAUAAUGCUCAAUCCUCCCUCCCCAUGUGCUUCACCUUCAUCCUCACCUCUGCUCAUUUCUCCCUACUCUCUGCCCACUGCCACGAUCAAGGGUUACGAGUAAACUCUCAGCUGCCCUCCUCCUUCCCUUCUCAUCGUCAGAGAGUUUGAUUUAAUCAUUAUCAUGAUUAUGAAAAAUGUAACAUUACAGGAGCACGUGUGUGCGCGUACGUCCAACGUGGGUGAAGUUCUGCAGUCUUGUCAGCCAGUUUGUAAAGGUUUCACUCAUCAUUCUGUCUUGCGCUGAGCUCACCUCUGCGCCUGAACCCCACCUACCUGCUCAGGCCCCAGCGUCUCCUACUAGCAGAUUGUCCCUGUUACACCACCUCUGUUGUACUUUGUGGAUUUCCUCAGCUCAUCCCAAAAAAGCACUUCUUGCCGUAGGAUUGGCAAUCCCUGUCUUCAAUAAGUGGGAGUCUGUAGGACUGCUGCACUGCUUGUCUGAUUUGAAGCAUUAAUGACUCACAAGACAGACAAACAUGGACGUUUUUUUUUUUUUUUAUAUUCACACAC